This is a messenger RNA of Oryza sativa Japonica Group (Japanese rice), 2735 nucleotides long. The record is from RefSeq and is a predicted model, not a curated record. Lineage: Eukaryota; Viridiplantae; Streptophyta; Magnoliopsida; Poales; Poaceae.
CUAGCCAUGCUAAAAGCAGUCACGGUCAGCCGUCAGCGCAAGCCAAGUGCUGUACCCUGUACGAAAGCACGCUCUCCUCUCUCCCGUCUCACCAUUCCACAGGUCGCCGCAACCCGCAACAAACGAGCUGCAGUGCAGUGCAACUGUGGAAGGCUGCAACUGCAAGAAAAAAGGGGAAAAAAAAAAGAAAGAAAGAACGGAAGAGAAGGCCGCCGGCCGUCAGAACAGGAACGGGAACGGAACGGUCAGCGGCCCUUUCAACGGGAGACCCCGGCAGCACGGCAUCCGUUCCCGUUCCCUUUUAUUCAGUCCCGUCCUUUCCAUUGACCGUCCACAUCCUCCCCCCUCCUCCACCCGCUGCCACACCAUCCGUCGCCGUCGCCGUCGCCCCGCUCGCCCUCGGGUUGACUUGACUCCUCCUCCUCCUCGUCCUCUCUCUGUAGUUGUACAUACACCUCCCCGCCCUCCGCCUCACCACUCCAUUUCCGUCUUCUUCCUCCUCUCUAUCUCUCUCCUCUUGGAUUUGUCAGGUUCUUUACCACGGCGGUUUGAUCGGAUCCCCAAUCCUGGGUUCCGGUGGCUCUCGAGCACAGCGGCGGUCGGGACCGGCGAAGAAGCGGCUUUUCGCUGCGGAGGGAGUGCGAAAAAGGAGAAUUGGCUGGGUAAUGAAAAGCUUUGGGAAAAGGAGAAUCGAUCUUCAACCAUGAUGUGACUUCCACAGUCAGGGAAGAAAAUCACCUCCACUGAUUUUAUAGAAGACGUUGAAUAUAUAGUCUACAAAAUGAUGGCUGCUGAGUUAAUUAAGCAGUUUUCAAACAUCACCCUGGGAGAAGAACAGGAGUUAUGUGAUAUUGAGCAUGCACUCAAGGCACUGCGGAAGAAGAUUCUUACUUUGGAUUUUGAAAAUUCCAUGCGUGUUCAUGAUCCGCAAAACUCAUUUCAGUACUUGGAAGUGCUGUACAAAAUUCGGCAGCUGACUGAAAGGUUAGGGAGCUUACACCCUGGUGGGGAAGCCAAAGAGCAUAAUGAGCUCAUAGUAUAUGCUGGCGACCUUUUUGAUAUGGCAAUGGCAAGGCUUGAAGAGGAAUUUGUUUAUCUUCUUACGCAUUACAAACAACCAAUAGAACAAGGACUUGUUUCUUUCCGGUCUACAGAGGAUGGCAGUGUGGAUGAUUUUUCAAGCAGCUCAUUCAAUGAGGAACAAUGUGACGGUAAGACAACACAGACUGAAACUACUGGAGGAUCAGAAUAUUUUGCGACUGAUUUGAUUCAACAUGGUGCACUCUCUGCUGUCAAGUCCAUUGCCAACUUCAUGUUUCUGAGUGAAUAUGAUAAGGAGUGUUCCCAGGCUUACAUAAGCACACGACAGAGUGCAGUAGAUGAGAACCUUGGGUCUCUUCGUAUUGACAAGCUCAGCAUGGAAGAACUUUUGAGCACCAACUGGACCAAGUUAAGUUCAUUGAUAAAGAGGUGGAAUCGUGCAAUGAAGGUCUUUGUCCAAGUCUACCUUACAAGUGAGAAGCGCCUUAGCAAUCAUGUCUUUGGUGAACUUUCAGAAUCAACCGCAGACUUGUGUUUUUAUGAGAUUUCAUUGAGCUCAGUCAUGCAACUUCUGACCUUUUAUGAAUCUGUAGCAAUUGGACCUCCUAAACCAGAAAAGCUUUUCCGUCUGCUUGAUAUGUAUGAGGUCUUAAAUGAUUUACUCCCUGAAGUAGAAUUCUUGUUUCAAGAAGGAUGUGAUGAUAUAGUUUUGACUGAAUAUAAUGAAGUCCUGCUACAGCUGGGAGAAUCAGUAAGAAAAACAAUUACAGAAUUCAAGUAUGCUGUCCAGUCCUACACUUCAUCCAAUGCAAUGGCCCGUGGUGAAGUGCAUCCCCUUACAAAGUAUGUUAUGAACUAUAUAAAAGCUCUCACAGCUUAUAGCAAAACUCUUGAUUCGCUUCUAAAGGACACAGAUCGAAGAUGCCAGCAUUUCUCCACUGACAUUCAGUCUAUGGCAAACCAAUGUCCUCAUUUUACUGUCAGUGCAUUGCAUUUGCAGUCAGUUACUGCAAUUCUAGAAGAAAAUCUUGAAGCUGGGUCCAGAUUAUAUAGAGAUGAUCGAUUACGAAACAUCUUUAUGAUGAACAACAUCUACUACAUGGUCCAGAAAGUGAAAAACUCAGAGCUUAAAAUCUUUCUUGGUGAUGACUGGAUCCGGGUGCACAAUCGGAAGUUUCAGCAGCAAGCGAUGAGCUACGAGAGGGCAUCGUGGAGUCAUGUUCUCUCUUUUCUGAGUGAUGAUGGCUUGUGUGCUGCUGGGGAUGGUGCUUCUCGUAAAAUCAUUAAAGAGAAAUUCAAAAAUUUCAAUCUGUCAUUUGAAGAUGCUUAUCGAACUCAAACAGGAUGGUCUAUCCCAGAUGACCAACUCCGUGAAGAUGUCAGGAUUUCGAUAUCCCUGAAAAUUAUACAGGCCUAUCGUACUUUCACGGGACGAUACUAUAGCCGCCUUGAUGGCACUAGGCACCUAGAGCGAUACAUAAAGUAUAAGCCUGAGGAUUUGGAGAAACUUUUGCUCGAUCUUUUUGAAGGAGCUCAAAAAACAUUGUAGCUUGCAGAGUGUAGAACUUAAAACACAGUUAUUCUUGAUGAAAUGUGCAGUUGUAAUAUUUGGUUUGUAUUAAGUAAAAUGGUAUAGUUGGUGAUUAUUUUUAUAUGCUGUUUUCCUGAAGUUAACCAGUUCAAUUUUCCCUGCU